Molecule: messenger RNA, 1740 nt
Organism: Rotaria socialis
Lineage: Eukaryota; Metazoa; Rotifera; Eurotatoria; Philodinida; Philodinidae
Source: the annotation of a GenBank genome assembly
AUGUUAUUAUUCGGAAAUAAAUUUUAUCUUAUUUUUAUAUCAUUGUGGAUCUUUGGACUUUAUUGUAUAUUUACAUCAUUUCAUUCAACACCGAAUAAUAAUAAAGUAUUUGAAGAUCGUAUUGAAUAUUUACAAAAUGAAGUUGAUUCACUUCGGCAAAAACUUGCUCAAUUACAAUCCGGAAAUAAUAUCAAUGAUCAAGUAAAAGUUGGGAAUGAGAAUGUUCAGUGUCAAACAUUAGAGAAUGAAAUGAAACGACUGAAACGAGCAUUAAGAUCGAAAAAUGGUGGCGAUGGUACUACUUCUUCCCGUGAGGAACCUAGUAUGGAAUAUGAAAAACUGCGAAGAAAAAUUGAAAUGCAAGCACGAGAAUUAACUUAUUUUACAACUGAUCAAUUGAAUAAGAUAUCUGGAAAAUUAACAGAUGAUGAUAAACAAAAAUGGGAUAAUGUUAUAUUACGAUUUGCUGAUCAAAGUAGAGUUUUAUUAGCCUCAAUUCGAAAUAUAACCGAAGUCGAUGGAUAUCAAUUGUGGCGUGAACGUGAACAUGCAAGUCUUUCUAAAUUAAUGCAAGCACGUUUAAAUUCACUACAAAGUCCAAUAAAACCGUGCGAAAAUGUUAAACGUGUGACAUGCAAUAUAAAUAAAGGCUGCGGUUAUGGUUGCGAAAUUCAUCAUGCCAUGCAUUGUUUUCAUAUUGCUUAUGCAAUUGGUCGACCUCUGAUUCUUUUCUCGGAUGGAUGGCGAUAUAAUUCUGGUGGGUUUGAUCAAAUAUUUUUGCCACCCAGUCAAAAUUGUACAACAUCAUCGGCGACUGGCGCAUCAUCUUGGAGCAAUUAUGAAACAGCUGAUGUUGUUGAAAUUCCACUGAUUGAUAAUAUUUAUCCAAGAAAAGAUUUUAUGCCGAUGGCCGUUCCUGAAGAUAUCGCCGAAAGACUUAUUCGUUUACAUGGAAAUCCAUUUGUUUGGUUCACUGGGCAAUUAAUGAAAUAUCUAUUGAGACCACAGCCAUGGUUGAAAGAAUUUAUGGAGAAGAAAUAUGAAAGUAUUAAAUUUGAAGUGCCGAUUGUCGGAGUUCAUGUACGACGAACAGAUAAAGUUGGAAGUGAAGCCGCAUUUCAUGACAUUUCAGAGUAUAUGAAACAUGUUGAAGAUUAUUAUAUUAUUUAUCAAUAUCAAAAUCCAAAUGUAAAUUUUACAAAACGAGUUUUUCUAGCUACUGAUGAACCGGCCGUUUUUAGUGAUGCGCGUUCAAAAUUUCCAAAUUACAUAUUCUAUGGUGAUACAGCUGUAGCAAAAUCUGCCCAAUUGAAUACAAGAUACGGAACAGAAUCAUUGAAAGGUGUACUAUUGGAUAUUCAUUUUCUUUCUUUAUGUGAUUAUUUGGUUUGUACAUUCUCGUCACAGAUUUGUCGUGUUGCCUAUGAAAUCAUGCAACAACGAUUAGUCGAUGGUGCAUGGCGUGUGCAGCCGCUUGAUGAUGUUUAUUAUUUUGGUGGACAAAAUGCUCAUAAUCAACGUGCUCUUCUACCUAAUAAAGCUGUUUGGCCAAAUGAAUUUAGCUUUCAACGAGGUGAUAUCAUCGGUACAGAAGGAAAUCAUUGGGAUGGAUUUUCAAAAGGAUCAGAUAAAACUAAUGGUCAAACAGGUCUUUAUCCAUCAUAUAAGACCGAAGAGAUUGUCAAUGUCGCAAAAAUGCACGCCUAUCCAGAAGUGCGAGUUAACGUAGAUGAAUUUUAA